Pararge aegeria (speckled wood butterfly) is the source of this 595-nucleotide messenger RNA. Its product is annotated as mpv17-like protein. The record is from RefSeq and is a predicted model, not a curated record. NCBI's taxonomy places the organism in Eukaryota, Metazoa, Arthropoda, Insecta, Lepidoptera, Nymphalidae. Gene Ontology annotation, cellular component: cytoplasm; membrane. Bases 17 to 595 code for a protein of 192 amino acids. The transcript has 4 exons.
CCAGGUGGGUGUCAAAAUGGCGUCAAAAAUAGCCAACUGGUGGCGUCAGUCGUUGAAGAAGAGGCCGGUGAUCACAAACACCGUGGUGUACGCCACGUUUUACACCGCAGCGGAGCUCUCGCAGCAGACCUUCAAUAAGAUAUACUCGCCGGAAAAGCCAGACAUUGAUUUGAAAUCUGCAGGUCGCAUCGUUGCUGUUGGCAGUUGCUUGUAUGCACCCACACUUUAUUAUUGGUACAAGUUCCUGGAUAAAAAGUUUGUUGGGACAGCUGUCAAAGUUGUAGCAACAAAGGUGGUUGCGGAACAAUUUAUAAUGACUCCAACAUUGUUAGCAGCAUUCUAUACACUGCUUGGAGUUUUGGAGAGAAGAGAGGACGUUUUAGAAGAGCUAAGGGAUAAAUACUGGAAAACGUUCCUCGCAAACCAAGCCUUUUGGAUUCCGGGACAGACCAUCAACUUCUUUUUUGUGCCAAGCAACCUGCGUGUUGUUUACGUAGCAUCGGCGUCUUUUAUAUGGAUAAAUGUGCUUUGCUUCAUAAAAAGGCAGAAGGUCGAGAAAGUAGGAGAAAAUCAAGAAAAGUUACGUAACAAUUGA